Molecule: messenger RNA, 600 nt
Organism: Kwoniella botswanensis
Lineage: Eukaryota; Fungi; Basidiomycota; Tremellomycetes; Tremellales; Cryptococcaceae
Exons: 4
Coding region: 1-600 (199 amino acids)
Source: RefSeq, a predicted model, not a curated record
AUGUUCCUCCUUAGCUUCUCACCUACCAGAAUCUCUAAAUUAGAUCUAAUCCACUGUACUUCGAAAGUCAACGUUACCACGAUACUACCUGUACAGGAAGAGGCCAAGAUCAAAAUGGCUUUUGGACCUAGUGGUGGGUGUAUGUGGUUUGAUGAAGAAGAUCCGAUAUGUCAGAGUACCUUCCAUCUUCAUCCUUCUCCCACAUAUCUCCAUCUUCCAGAGAACCAAACCCUCACUGAACGCCUGGGAAAUACAAAUGGUCUAGCGCUGGUGCAUAUAGUCACUGGAUUAGUAUCCCUGGGUGACAUCUUCUGGAUAUUAGGUCCAUUCAUACCUGGAUGCUUUGAGGUAUCAAACGCUCUGAUGUUACUAGCGACCUUCUGGGGCAUGAUCACCUUCCUCGUCAUUGCAGGUUACAAACUGUCGAUCGAUAAACAUCUCAAGGGGGAUUCAGCUGUACCGGAAUUCAAGACUGAGUAUGGAGGUGGUUUGGGUAUGUUCAUUGUUGGACUGUUCUUCAUCCUCUGUGGGCUGUUAGGGACCGUUGGGACAGCAAGGAAGAUCAAGAGGAAAGACCCACCACUAGUAGCCAAAGUCUAG